AUGAGCGGCUCUCUUUACUUCGUUUUGAUCUCGCUUUUUCAUCUCGCUCGUGGCCUUCCUUCUCCGAUUGAUCUUGGACCCCUCCAAAUCACGCCCAUCCAACUCACCCAGCCAAUCAUCCAAUUCGAUCCCCUAAUAUCGCCCAUCCAACCCGUCCCCGUCCCCGUCGACUCUACCCUGCCAACGAUUUCUACCCUGCCAAUGAUACCUAACGCUCAAUCACCUUUCCCGCCUUACGACGAGAUACCUUUUCGCAUCAUGCCGCCGCAGCAGUCAUCUUCAUCGUACAAGGCCCCUCAACCCAAACGACUCGUGAUGGCUUACUAUCCGGACUGGUCUGGGUCCGACUUCCCCCCCGAGAAAAUCGACUUCACGCGUUUUGACUGGAUAGACUUUGCUUUUGCCAUGCCAGCCAAAGAUUUCACUCUAGCUUGGGACGACCCGAAUACCGGUCCUCGACUCUUAGCUCGUCUUGUUGCGGCUGCUCAUGCGAAACAGAAAAAGGUCAAGCUUAGCAUUGGUGGCUGGACUGGCAGCCAAUACUUUUCGGCUGCGGUUAGCUCGCCCAACAACAGACAGCUUUUUGCCAACAACAUCGCCGCUCUUUAUAAGCAAUUUGGACUGGACGGUAUCGACAUUGACUGGGAAUAUCCUGGGCGACAAGGUGCUGGCAACAAUGGUGUUAACCCGUCGGAUUCAAGCAAUCUCUUGCUCCUUCUCCAGUACCUAAGAAGCAUCCUACCACCACAAGCCAAGAUUUCGGCAGCUGUUCUACCUACGCCCUUCUUUGAUUCGAAUGGGGAACCCAUGCAAGAUGUCUCUGGCUUUGCGAGGGUGUUGGACUGGGUGACUGUUAUGAACUAUGAUGUCUGGGGAUCAUCUUCUAGUCCAGGACCUAAUGCUCCAUUGUCCGACGCUUGCAAUAACUCCACGCAACCAGAGGCCAGCGCCGUUUCCGCAUAUCAAGCAUGGACAAAUGCUAACUUUCCACCUUCAAAACUUGUUCUCGGUGUUCCAUCAUACGCAUACGUGUCUUCUUCCACCGCCACACGGCUCCGUCAACGCGCUGGGAAUGUCAGACUUGUCUCCGACGGGGACCAAAUUCAAUUUCGUGACCUCGUCAAGCAAGGAGCACUGGCAAAUCCCAACUCGUCUGAUAGUUUUGGACCCAUGUACAAUGGCACGGGAGGCUUCGUGAGAUACUGGGAUGAAUGCUCCAACACGCCAUAUCUACGUUCUGCUUCGUCGCGACAAGUUGUCAGCUACGACGACCCACAGUCACUCGGGAGAAAGGCGCAGUAUGUGAAAAAGGUUACUUGGCAAGCAACUCCGUUCAACCCCGCCUCUAUCCCACUCGCUGUCCGAACACCGUAUCUAUCCACAUGGCUCCCUCAAGGCGCGGGUCAUCCUUUGAAUGGCGCUUGGUCAACUCAUUGGACUGGCAAUAUUACCGGCUGGGCUGGGUUUAUGAGGGUGGACGGGGCUGCAUUUAGCUUUUUGGGAGACCCGACGUUGCCUGUCGCUUUCGCAAAAGCAGCACAGAAAUCGAUGGAGUUUACGUCGACGCAAAGCAUCUUCGUCAUGUCUGCUGGCGGUAUCGACUUGACGGUGACCUUCCUCAGUCCAGUGGAGACAACCGACCUGGCGAAACAGUCGUUCCCGUUCUCAUAUAUGGCGCUUACAGCCACCAGCAACGACGGCAAGACUCACUCUGUUCAAGUUUACAGCGACAUUUCUGGCGAAUUCGUCUCGAGUGGACCUGAUCAGGUGAUUAACUGGAAUACCACGGUCGGCGACACUUUGGUCCACCAGGUUCAAUUGCAGAAUCAAGUGGUGUUCCAAGAGGUCAGCGAUCGUGCGCAAUAUGGCUCUGUAUUCUAUGCUACCACUGCUGCCUCGGGAGUUACUUACCAAACCGGUGGCGAUGUUGCAGUUCGCAGCCAAUUUGUGAGAAAUGGUGAACUUGCCAACACCCUAGACUCGAACUUUCGCCCCAUUUCGGACAACUUCCCUGUCUUCGCGUUUGCGCACGAUCUAGGCCAAGUGUCAGGAGCGACAAAACCAGUGGUGGUUGCGAUUGGGCAUGUCCGCGAUCCUGCUGUCAAGUACAUCGUAGCGAACGCUCAGCUUCAAGAGCGUUCGUCUCUCUUCUGGAACCAAUUCAGCAACAUUGAAGAUUCAAUCGCUGCCUUUUUGAAGGACUACGAUGGUGCAAUGACGCGAAACUCAGCCUUUGACGCCCAGGUCCACAAGGAUGCAUCCGCGAUUUCCAGCGACUACGCCGACAUCGUAGCACUGUCGAUUCGGCAGGCAAUGGCGAGUAUGGAAAUCACGGUGUCCAAGAAUUCAGAUGGUUCUUUCAACACGAGCGAUAUACUGGUGUUCAUGAAAGAAAUUUCGAGUGACGGCAACGUGAACACGGUCGAUGUGAUCUACCCUGCUUAUCCUCUCCUACUCUAUGUCAACCCUCUGCUUGCUAAAUACCUUCUGGCCGGACUGUUCGAAUACCAAGCGACUGGCCAAUACCCAAACAAGUACAGUGUACACGAUUUAGGUGCUAGUUAUCCAAAUGCCAUUGGCCAUAAUGACGGACAAGACGAAGCAAUGCCUGUUGAAGAAAGCGGCAAUAUGCUCAUUAUGGCCUUGGCAUAUGCGCAAAGGACAGGCGACAAUUCCCAGCUUACACAGUACUUUGGUCUCUUGGACCGAUGGACGCAAUUCUUGAUCGAAGAUUCCCUGGUCCCAGCCUCUCAAAUAUCAACAGACGAUUUCGCCGGCUCGCUGGCCAAUCAGACCAACCUCGCCGUCAAGGGUAUCAUCGGAAUAAAAGCCAUGUCCCAGAUUGCGACGAUCCUUGGGGACGGUCAACGCAGUUCCAACUAUAGUGUUAUCGCCUCGUCGUUUGUCGAGAAGUUCAAAACUUUUGCCAUUAGCCCCGACUCCGCCCAUCUUACCUUAUCCUAUGGCAAUUCAGCCUCAUGGGGUCUUUCCUAUAACCUCUAUGCGGAUAAACUUCUCCAGUUGAACUUGUUUCCGGAUGCGAUUUAUCAAAUGCAGACGAAAUGGUAUCAAAAUGUCAAGUCAACAUUUGGAACUGCUCUCGAUACUCGGCAUACGUACACAAAAUCUGACUGGCAAAUCUGGACUGCAGGUAUCAUGACCGAUAUAGACACUCGCAACAGCUUUAUAUCUGGCGUCAAGAAAACGGCUGCCAACGGGUUGAGCUCGCAGCCAUUCGCUGAUUGGUAUGACACUCUUACUGGUCGACCCGAGGGGUUUAGAGCACGGCCUGUUGUUGGUGGGCAUCUGGCUUUGUUGAUCUUGCCGUCUCCUUCCGGUAACUCGAGCGUGUCCAACCCUACUAGCACAAGCCCGACUCGGAGUUCUUCGACUCCUGCAAACGCAGCUCAAAGUCUUCGAGUACCGCAGCUCUUCCUGUGGUUAAGACUGCUAUUUUAUAUUAUCUAA
Molecule: messenger RNA, 3468 nt
Organism: Mycena indigotica
Lineage: Eukaryota; Fungi; Basidiomycota; Agaricomycetes; Agaricales; Mycenaceae
Product: MPN domain-containing protein
Exons: 18
Coding region: 1-3468 (1155 amino acids)
Biological process (GO): carbohydrate metabolic process
Molecular function (GO): hydrolase activity, hydrolyzing O-glycosyl compounds; chitin binding
Source: RefSeq, a predicted model, not a curated record